AUGGGUGUGAGACUUGGAAGAUGUUUGAGAAAAAUACUGAAGAUCUACUGGCCGGAGGUUAUUUCAAACAGAGAGCUGUGGAAAGCUACAGAUGAAGAACCUGUAGAGAUACAGAUUAAAAAACGCAAGUGGCGAUGGAUUGGACACACUCUUCGUAAAGAUCCAGAUGCUGUAGAGAGGCAGGCCUUGAGCUGGAAUCCCCAGGGGCAUAGACGAAGAGGAAGGCCUCGAAUGACCUGGAGAAGAACUAUAGAAGAAGAAAUAAGAGAUGCAGGGAAAAACUGGAGGGAAGUAAGAGCCUUGGCUGCCAACCGAGUCCGAUGGCGUUGUUUCGUGAGGCCCUAUGCUCCGUGCAGGAGUGAAAAGAGAUAA
Molecule: messenger RNA, 372 nt
Organism: Macrosteles quadrilineatus (aster leafhopper)
Lineage: Eukaryota; Metazoa; Arthropoda; Insecta; Hemiptera; Cicadellidae
Exons: 2
Coding region: 1-372 (123 amino acids)
Source: RefSeq, a predicted model, not a curated record